Molecule: messenger RNA, 1550 nt
Organism: Nematostella vectensis (starlet sea anemone)
Lineage: Eukaryota; Metazoa; Cnidaria; Anthozoa; Actiniaria; Edwardsiidae
Product: paramyosin
Exons: 7
Coding region: 217-1230 (337 amino acids)
Source: RefSeq, a predicted model, not a curated record
UUGAUAUUGGGAAAAUACUCAUUUUUUUACCAGAUAGCUAGAAAGUACAACCAGCAGCUACACGUAGGGCAAACAGAUUAUCAAGUAGGGGAUUCCCCCUGAAAUGACCUCAUGUUUCUAUUUGCUAUUACCACAUCCCGACAAGCUGAAUUACUGAAGAUAUAAGAAAGCAAGCUUCAUUUUGAUGAUUUAUGUCGUAAAUCGACAGUGAUACGUAUGCAUAUGGCCACUGGAAUCGGAGACGAACCACAAAGUCCGCAAAGUCGUUCACUAGAAAUCCUUCAACAUGAACAAGAACGACUGAAGACACAAAAUAAGCAGUUACAGUUAAAGCUAAGAGAUGGCUCUAGGGUGAAGCAUGAACUACAGCAAUCGAAAGAGACAGGGAUGAAGCUUUUAAGCGAACGGAAUAAAUUACUCGAGCACUUUGUAGAGCGACAAAGUAAGCGCGUCAAUACGCAGCAUCAAGACGAUCAACAAGAGCAAACAAGUUAUCGGGAUAUAGGAAAAGCACUAGCUUCACAGAAGAAUGAAAGAGCAGCUGAGCAACAAGAAAAAAACUUGAUUCUGCUUAAAACACAACUUGGGGCGUUGAAAUUUGAGAACUUCACACUAAUUCAGGAGAAAAGAAAAUCUGAUGAACAGAGAGGCCACUUGGUACAGGAACUUGCUGCUCUCAAUGGAAAAUUUGAACAGUUAAGCAGCAAGUUUUCAAGGUUACAAGCUGAAAAUCAACGACUGAGUCAGAUUAUCAGUGAGCGUGGAAACAUCCAUACUAUUCAGUCUAAAGAAGAGGAUGAUAUUGAGGCAUUAAAAGCACAGGUACGGAUCAUCCAAGAGGAAUAUGAGACACAGAGAGCAAUUGCGAAUUCUGCUGAGAGAAUCAACCGGAGACUCAAGGAUGAGCUCAGUGAGGCCCAUUCCAUUAUUAGAGACAUGAGGACAAGGCCAAGUGAGAUGGUGGGCAUGUACUCUGAGCUUCAGCCUGUGUAUAAGCAAAUUGGUUAUGUGCCAAGAGAGAGGGCAUACCCUUGCAGACCUCUUGAUUAUUUUGGUAUCAACCGAUGGGAACUUGACGGUAUGAGGAGGACUUGCUCUAAUGAUGACAUCACAUCCCCACGAAAGGAAAAGUUGCCCCAUGGAAUAGCCCCUAGAAGGAGGCCCUUCUUGACGCCCGAUAUGACUGCAGUUGUUGAUAGUACGGAUUCACCGGCUACCCACAGCCUCUGAAACCAGCGUGAAAAAGUUUGCUAACCACUCUGAAUGCAAACAAAAUCCUUUUUGUCUAGUUUAGUUACAGAAGCUUCCACUCUUUUAAUUUUUGUUCAUGAUUGCCCUCGCCAAGUUUUUUUUUUUUUUUUUUUUUGCAAAGAAAAAAAAGGAUUUGAGUAUGACUGUUCCUAAGUUGUUUUAAACAAGUUGGUGAUUAGAGUACACAUGAACGGUUGACAUCAUUACUCGCAUUGUUUAGUAAAAUCCAUUUUUAUGAACACAUUUAUUUGUAAUUCUUAACAAUAAGAAUAUGAAAAUAAAAAAGAAUUUCCAUUAAA